AUGUCGGCUGCUCGGUGCCCCCGCAUCAUCACCGGAGCGUCCCUCCUCGCCGCGGGCUGGCUGUACAGGCUGCUCCACUGUCCCCCCGAAGCUGCACAGGGCGCUGAAGGUGUGGGAUACACCGCAGAGGACGGUCGCUCCGGAGCCCAGGCGGCAAACGAGGUCCGGCGCAGGGGGAGGACUGGAGAGCUGGAUCCGGUCUAUCCAAAACGGCUGGUACUGAGGGGCGAGGUCAAAAAUGUCUCUGUUCUAGGUGAGCAGGUGGCAGUGUUCAGACGAGGCCAGGAUGGGAAGGCCUAUGUGGUGGAUGCCUACUGCCCUCACCUGGGCGCCAACCUGGCUGUAGCAGGACGGGUGGUGGGAAGCUGCAUCGAGUGCCCAUUUCAUGGAUGGCAGUUUUGUGGGAACGAUUGCAAGUGUGUGAGGAUCCCCUGUGCAGAAAAGGUGCCAGAGUUUGCCAGGGUGCGCUGCUGGCCCAGCUGCGAGGUCAACGGCCAGAUCCUGGUUUGGUUUCACUGUGAUGGUGAAGAUCCUCAGCAGACCAACCCAGAGCAGAAGGAGAUUACAACAGAACAUUUUAUCAACACGCACAUAGAGGAGAUUCCUGGAAAUGCAGCAGACAUCGCGCACCUCGCUCAUCUGCACAGCCCGGGCAUCGUCAGCCGUGUAGAUCUACACUACACCAACAGCAAAAUCUGGGAAUUUUUGCGACAUGACUGGAAGGUUCAAUGGGAACCAGAGUCAGAGCCCAACAAGCAUUGUUCUCAGAUGUUGGUGAAACACGCUCUAGCAGUGUUUGGACACCAGUGACCUCUGCUGGAAGGUCAAGUUGUGGCCAGACAGGUACAUAUUGCCAUAUAUGAAUAUACAGGCCGGGGUGUAAUCAUGCACUGUGUGACUCCAGUGGAGCCUCUGCUGCAGUGUGUCUCUCACACUAUCCUCUAUCAGUCUAAUAAUCCCCCUAUGGUGCCCAAAUUCAUCCUCAGAGCGGAGUGCAUUCAGUUUGAGCGAGAGGUGAUGAUCUGGAACAUUAAGAGGUAUAUCUCCAAGCCUCUUCUCGUGAGGGAAGAUCCAGCCAUCCAGAAGCACAGGCGCUGGUUCAGUCAGUUUUACAGUGAGAACAGCCCGCGGCUGCAAUACCAGCGCCACACUUUAGACUUUUGA
Messenger RNA from Xiphias gladius (swordfish), 1164 nucleotides. RefSeq names its product cholesterol 7-desaturase nvd. The record is from RefSeq and is a predicted model, not a curated record. Lineage: Eukaryota; Metazoa; Chordata; Actinopteri; Istiophoriformes; Xiphiidae. Gene Ontology annotation, cellular component: chloroplast. Gene Ontology annotation, biological process: chlorophyll biosynthetic process; cholesterol metabolic process. Gene Ontology annotation, molecular function: chlorophyllide a oxygenase activity; 2 iron, 2 sulfur cluster binding.